Limanda limanda (common dab) is the source of this 798-nucleotide messenger RNA. Its product is annotated as zinc metalloproteinase nas-14-like. Bases 1 to 798 code for a protein of 265 amino acids. NCBI's taxonomy places the organism in Eukaryota, Metazoa, Chordata, Actinopteri, Pleuronectiformes, Pleuronectidae. The record is from RefSeq and is a predicted model, not a curated record. Gene Ontology annotation, molecular function: zinc ion binding; metalloendopeptidase activity. Gene Ontology annotation, biological process: proteolysis. The transcript is spliced from 9 exons.
AUGUGGCUCCUGCUCCUCCUCUGCGUGUCCACAGUCGGCGCUCUUCCUUUAAAUAAUACCUACAAUGCAACUCAUCCAACACCAGGUCGAGUCUCCAUCACGCUUGGGCCGCCACCGAGAGACAACUCGGAAACUUUAGAAGAGCUUCAAGAUGACCUGAUCGUCCAAGAAGGAGACAUUCUGAUGCCGGAGGUCAGGAACGCCGUGCACAGCCUGUGGCUGGACGCCACCGUCCCUUACGUCGUCAGUCGGGACCUGGCUCAUCGAGAGUCAGACAUGGACGAAGCCUUCACAAUGAUCGAAAGGGUCACAUGUAUUCGCUUCAAAAAACACACAAAUGAAUUUAACUACCUGAACAUCAAGGAACGAAAAGGCUGUGCGUCCUUCGUGGGCUGUCAGGGGGGGGCCCAGUCGCUGUACUAUGGUCCGUCGUGUGGCGUGGGGAACCUUUGCCACGAGCUGGUCCACGCACUGGGAUUAUAUCACGAGCACACCCGCCAGGACCGGGACCAGUACGUCAGCGUGCAGUGGCCGAGCAUCAAACCCGGGAGAAAAAAUGACUUCAAGAUGAAACGUGGGGACACUCAGAACCUGCCGUACGACGUGGACUCCAUCAUGCACUACGGACUGUAUUUCUUCAGUCAGGACGGGGGUCCCACUUUGCUGCCCAAGCAGGGGGGGCAGCAGAUGGGUCAGAGGACACAUCUCAGCCAGCUGGACAUCCAGAGAAUCAACUCCCUCUACCACUGUGGUAACAAACUGCUCAUAGUUUGUGUUAUCCUGCUAACAAACCAAUGA